This is a messenger RNA of Cottoperca gobio, 1482 nucleotides long. It is a transcript of the gene exosc2, whose product is annotated as exosome component 2. Gene Ontology annotation, molecular function: RNA binding. The coding region runs from base 288 to 1169 and encodes 293 amino acids. Gene Ontology annotation, cellular component: nuclear exosome (RNase complex); cytoplasmic exosome (RNase complex). NCBI's taxonomy places the organism in Eukaryota, Metazoa, Chordata, Actinopteri, Perciformes, Bovichtidae. The transcript is spliced from 9 exons. Gene Ontology annotation, biological process: U4 snRNA 3'-end processing; poly(A)-dependent snoRNA 3'-end processing; TRAMP-dependent tRNA surveillance pathway. The record is from RefSeq and is a predicted model, not a curated record.
GAAGAAGAAGUAAAACGAAGAAGAAGAAGAAGUUUGUUUCCUUCAGCAAUCUUAUCAAGCAUGUUCACUAAUGCUACAGAUAGACACUUUCCAUUUCUUAUAUGUUACUGGACUUAUUAAGCUGUUUUAAAACGACUUAUAACGUAAGGUAGAAAAUACAUUCAGACUCAUACUUCGUUAGGUGGCGGUAUAAUACGUGUAGUUGUUUGAUAACUGCCAGAGAGGGAAGAAGAAGAAGAAGAAGAAGAAGAAGCAGAAGCAGAAGCAGAAGCAGCAACAGAAGAAGCAUGGCUGCUGACAUGAGAUUACCAACAAUUCAAAAACCACUGUCGCUAUCAGUUUCUGAUUUCGACCGAAAAGAUUUGGUCGUCCCCGGUGAUGUUAUUACUUCAGACACCGGCUUCAUGAGGGGUCAUGGUACCUACGUUGAUGAAGACAAGCUGACGGCUUCAGUUGCUGGAGAGGUGCAGAGAGUGGACAAGCUGAUCUGUGUCAGACCUCUUAAGACCAGGUUCAAUGGUGAGGUUGGAGAUGUGGUGGUUGGCAGAAUCACAGAGGUACAACAGAAACGGUGGAAGGUGGAGACCAACUCCCGGCUGGACUCUGUCCUCUUGCUGUCUUCUGUCAAUCUGCCUGGAGGAGAGCUGAGGAGACGAUCAGCCGAAGAUGAGCUCACCAUGAGAGAAUACCUUCAGGAGGGCGAUCUCAUCAGUGCAGAGGUGCAGUCUGUCUUCACAGAUGGAGCCCUAUCACUUCACACCCGUAGUUUAAAGUAUGGAAAAUUGGGUCAAGGAGUGCUUGUCCAGCUUUCUCCUUCUCUGAUCAAGAGGCAGAAAACGCAUUUCCACAACCUGCCAUGUGGUGCAUCCAUCAUCCUUGGGAAUAACGGCUUUGUGUGGUUGUAUCCCACACCGGAACAACAGGACGAGGAGGCUGGGGGCUUCUAUACCAGCCUGGAGCCUGUUGGUCUGUCAGAUCGAGAGGUGAUUUCACGGUUGAGAAACUGCCUCCUGGCUUUGGCUGCACACAAGGUCCUUCUGUUUGACACCAGUGUUCUCUAUUGCUAUGAAUCUUCAGUUCAUCACCAGGUUAAGGACAUCUUGAAACCAGAAGUGAUGGAGGAGAUUGUAAUGUUGACGCAACAGAAGCUGUUGGAUCAGGAAGGUUAAAGAGCACAGCUCCUGAUCAAGCAGCCAUGUCAGAGACUGACCACCUAUCCGAGGACUGAACUGGCCUUUUUUUUCCAAGAACCUUUCUUAUUGUGACAAUUCUGUUGUGAAGAACAGCUCAAAGUGUAUUUUAUGUAACACAACUUAUGAUUAUUGUUUGAUUGCUUGUUGGAAUGAUAGGUAGAUCUGCAGCAUUCAGAAAUCACUUGAGCACCUGUUCUUUUGUUUUACAGAGGUAUAGUGGAACCCUUUUGAUAAUGUGUGGUGUUAUACAAAAGAAAUGUUGUAUGCAAUACAUUUUCUAUAAAUGACA